UAGUGAAAGAAACUUGAUAGUUGGCAAAACUUUGUGUUCGUGAUUUCAAAUAAGAUUCGAAAAAUACAUUCCUACGUACAUCCGAAACAUUAACUGUCAAGAGAAAUUCAGUGGAGAUUAGGUGACGGAUUAAUCAUCAAGAUUUCGUUAGAGUGCAGAUCAAUGGCAUCGGGAUUUGUGCACAGUGUCAUACCAACGCCGGUUGCUGAAAAUGAAACUGUGCAAUCCGGCAUCUCGUCAACAGCCAACAAGGAGAUUAAGAAAAAAAAGUUGAUCGACAGUUCCCACGGUCUGAGGUUUGAAUCCAAAUUGUUAUCGCUUUUUUGUGUCCGCGGACUGGGUGCCGGUUACAAGUUUGAACUGAGUAAAGAAAAGGAGGAAGAAGGCAGGAAACUGGAAGAUUUGAUUUUCCGCUAUGAAGUACCUGACGAGACAUUAGAAGGUAAACACUGGCGGUAUCGAUACCUGCAGGCCAAACACAAAGAGAACGAAGGAGAGAAAAUCACGGCAGAUCACCUGGGCCUACUCGAUUAUAACCGCAAAGGAGAUUUCAGUCUGCAAAAAUAUUUCCAUUCCUUUUACAAGAUAAGGGCAAGGGGUGACGACAUUCACGAUUGCAUAAUCUGCACUAAUAUCGGAUUCAACUCGGACAGUCUUCAGAAGGGUAGGAUAGAGCUGGUGUCCAUAAAUGAUCAGCCGGAAGAUAUUUUAGAGUUCAGGGCCCCAGAGACAACAGCCCGUUACAAACUCAAAAUUAACAAUGACGAUUGGCACAGAAAAUUGAAGGAGGAAUGGUCCCCCGUCCAACUGUUGGGAGAAGAACUAAAAGAUUGCGCUACGAAUAAUAAAACGACACAAAUUCGUACUGGAAUGCUCAGCAGCUACCACGUUGCUUUGGUCGAUGAACACGUCAUCGAUUGCACCGCAAAGAAAUUCCACCUGGAUUUCGUGGGUGAAGUUAAUCUUUCAGAAGGGGCUAGAGAAUUGCGUCAAACGAUCUGCGAGUUAGAUAUAAACGACAACUGGAAAGACUGGAAGUUUUAAUUGAGCAACAAAUUUGGGGAAAGCCAGUCCGCUGUAAAGAAUCCACUACCACGAAAAAUCACAGAGGAAGACGUCGACGAUUUCUUCAAUAAAUUGGUCAUUGUCGUCGACAUGCCGCACGAAAAAAAAUUCGAGGAAAUUAUAGAAACAAGAGACAUGAGCAAAUAUUAUCAACAGGACAAAUGCAAAGAUCAAACGGUUCGGAUACUUCAUGAAGUGUCAAAAGAAUUUUCAAAUCAAGAACAAAACUUUUGGCUGAAAGCGGAAAAAGCCAAAAAUAUUUUGUUGGCUGAUGUCACAAAAAUGUCAUUAGAAUAUCAAAGUCGAUUGGAAAAAGAGAUAAAAUUCAACAUCAGCGCAAUUCAAAUGAUGGUCAAUCAGUUGAAGCAGAGGUUGCUGUCGGAGGCUUCCGGAAGGAAACAAGUCGAGCGGAUUGCCACACCUUCGCCGCAACACACAGCCGUCAAAGUCAUUUCGGCUGUUCAUAUUUUAAUGCGAGAAUUGAAACAAGAGGGAAAUUACUUGGUGGCAUCUUCUAGUCGUCUACAAAAUGAGGAGGAAAGGAAAAGGUGGACAAAUAUUUUGAAAUUGCCAAAAUAUUCUCAUCAUUUUUUUGUCGUCGUCUGCGAUGAUGAAGCACCAGUUUCAAGUUUCAAAAAUUUUAUUGCGGAUGAACAGGAAGAUGAUAACAACUUUAUUAUUAUAAUAAGUCCUGAUAAAUCACCAGUCGGGUUGGAAGAUGAAAUCAGGUACACAGAUUUGAGUCAAGAUUUCCAAGAAGCUAUUUUGUCGAAAACCAUUUGGUUUCAAGGGGAAAAUCUAACUGUAGGAAACU
Molecule: messenger RNA, 1879 nt
Organism: Daphnia pulicaria
Lineage: Eukaryota; Metazoa; Arthropoda; Branchiopoda; Diplostraca; Daphniidae
Exons: 2
Coding region: 163-1044 (293 amino acids)
Source: RefSeq, a predicted model, not a curated record